Cottoperca gobio is the source of this 1922-nucleotide messenger RNA. Its product is annotated as hsp90 co-chaperone Cdc37-like. Gene Ontology annotation, biological process: protein folding; protein stabilization. Gene Ontology annotation, molecular function: protein-folding chaperone binding; heat shock protein binding; protein kinase binding. Gene Ontology annotation, cellular component: cytoplasm. Lineage: Eukaryota; Metazoa; Chordata; Actinopteri; Perciformes; Bovichtidae. The transcript is spliced from 8 exons. Bases 287 to 1417 code for a protein of 376 amino acids. The record is from RefSeq and is a predicted model, not a curated record.
GUGACGUGAUGACGUGCGACGGAAAUUUGCAGCAGCAAUUCUUUCUAGAAAUCUAUAGCAGUUUCUCGCUAGCCCGCGCUAGGUACGUCUAUCUAAGUUUAUCUUGGCUAAACACAGCCAGCCACCGCAUUGAAUACUAAUACAUAUUCGUGAAAAGUGUUAAGUUUUUUGGUUUUCUGCUUUUUAAAAUUUAGAUAGGAGAUUUGAGUUAGCUUCGUUUAGCCCUCUAACUUAGCCGAGUCAUAUCCGAAGCUAACGCUGUUUGCGUUAGGUUCUUACUGGCAUUAUGUCUAGGAUAGACUACAGCGUGUGGGACCACAUUGAGGUGUCAGAUGAUGAAGAUGACAUCCACCCGAACAUCGACACACCCAGCCUCUUCAGAUGGAGACACCAGGCACGUGUGGAGCGAAUGGAAGACUUCCAGAAAAGAGGUGAAGACAUGACCAAGGCACUCGGUGACAGCCGGCGUAAGCUAGCAGAGGCACAGAAGAAAAUGCAAGAGCUGAGCACUUCAUCAACGGAUGACGCCAAAGCAGAGCUGAGCAAAGCCCAGGCUGACGAGAAGAAACUGAAAAGAGAGGAGCGGGAUAUGGAGAAGAAGGUGACGGAACAUAACCGGGAAGAGAAGAAGAUGCCAUGGAACGUCGACACGCUCAGCAAGGAGGGUUUCAGCAAGAGCAUCGUCAAUGUCCUGCCUGACUCUGCCGAUGAGACCGAAGAGGAGAAGGAGAAAAAGCAUAAAACCUUUGUGGAGAAAAACGAGAAGCAGAUCAAACAUUUUGGCAUGUUGCGACGUUGGGACGACAGCCAGAAGUACCUCUCUGACAACUCUCAUCUAGUGUGUGAAGAGACUGCCAACUACCUGGUCAUCAUGUGCAUUGACCUUGAAGUUGAAGAGAAACACGCUUUGAUGGAGCAAGUGGCUCAUCAGACCAUCGUCAUGCAGUUCAUUCUAGAGUUGGCAAAAAGCCUCAAGGUGGACCCCCGCGGCUGCUUUCGGCAAUUUUUUGCCAAGAUUAAGACUGCAGAUCAGCAGUACCAGGAAGCGUUCAACGACGAGCUGGAUUCAUUUAAGGAGCGUGUUCGGGGCAGAGCGAAGAUCCGCAUCGAAAAGGCCCUGAGGGAGUAUGAGGAAGAGGAGAAACAAAAACGCUUGGGACCUGGAGGGCUAGACCCUGUUGAAGUGUACGAGUCCCUGCCAGCUGAGAUGCAGAAAUGCUUUGAUGAUAAGGACAUCCAAAUGUUACAAGAUGCUAUUAGCAAAAUGGACCCAACGGAGGCGAAGGCUCAAAUGAAGAGGUGCAUAGAGUCUGGGCUCUGGGUCCCCAACUCCAAGACAGACGACGGGGAUGAGAAAGAGGAAGAUGCUAUCUAUGAGGAGGUGAAACAGGAGCCGGAAGCAACUAAGAAGGAAUGACCAACAUUGAGUCUAUGACUUGUUGUUUUUGCAAAUGUACUUACCCACUGUAUUGCGACUCCACUAUGUGUAUGACUAGUUUGCCAAUCAUGGAACAGUGAAAUAUUUAGCUGAGAUUUAAGGGAUUAGUGUUCACCUAUCGGCACAGCUGCGUUGCAUCAGUAACUCCUGCUUGGAAAAGAAAGUGCUGCUCGUGUUUAGGUCUUUUAUUUUGCUCAGGCUGUAUUCUUCCAUUUAUUUGUAUGCACCUGUGUGGUAGUGCCUGCCUGCUUCGUUUGUGCUGUUGUAUAGUUGAAAUAUGUUCUAUACAUUUUCAGGUUGUGCAUAUAAUUAAUCGGAUGGAUGGAUGUUUUUUUGUUUUGUUUUUUUGUUAUUUCCAAAUUUAAGAUUUGUUGCCUGACUUUUAGGGCUCGAGCUUCCAAUGUAUUCUGAUGGUUGUUUCCCCAAAGUGACAUUUUCUACAAACUUGCUUAACUAAAGGUUGAAUUAUAUCCAACUACUCAAG